Molecule: messenger RNA, 1395 nt
Organism: Trichoderma gamsii
Lineage: Eukaryota; Fungi; Ascomycota; Sordariomycetes; Hypocreales; Hypocreaceae
Product: tubulin gamma chain
Exons: 7
Coding region: 1-1395 (464 amino acids)
Biological process (GO): microtubule nucleation; mitotic spindle organization; mitotic sister chromatid segregation
Cellular component (GO): cytoplasm; spindle; centrosome
Molecular function (GO): structural constituent of cytoskeleton; GTP binding
Source: RefSeq, a predicted model, not a curated record
AUGCCACGCGAGAUUAUUACCGUUCAAGCUGGGCAGUGCGGCAACAGCAUUGGCAGUCAGUUCUGGCAGCAGCUAUGUCAGGAACACGGAAUUAGCCAGGACGGCAACUUGGAGGACUUUGCGACAGAGGGCGGCGACCGCAAGGAUGUGUUUUACUACCAGAGCGACGAUACGCGAUAUAUUCCCCGAGCGAUCCUGAUCGAUCUUGAACCUCGAGUGUUGAACAGCAUCCAGACGGGCCCGUACCGAAACAUUUAUAACCCGGAGAACUUCUACGUGGGCAAGAAUGGAAUGGGAGCGGCGAACAACUGGGGUGAUGGAUAUCAGAGCGGUGAGGCGGUUUAUGAAGAUAUUAUGGAGAUGAUUGACCGAGAGGCGGACGGUAGUGACUCGCUCGAGGGAUUCAUGAUGCUGCAUUCUAUCGCCGGAGGUACGGGAUCGGGUCUGGGAUCGUUCCUCCUGGAGCGGCUCAACGACCGGUUCCCGAAGAAAAUCAUACAGACUUACUCCGUCUUUCCCAAUACAACAAACGCGCCGGAUGUGGUGGUGCAUCCUUACAACAGCGUUCUUUCGAUGAGGAGAUUGGUGCAGAACGCAGACUCUGUUGUCGUCUUGGAUAAUGGUGCCUUGUCGCACAUUGCCGCAGAUAGGCUGCAUGUGCAGGAGCCCUCGUUUCAACAAACAAAUCAAUUGGUCGCAACUGUCAUGUCUGCAAGUACCACAACUCUACGCUAUCCGGGAUACAUGCACAAUGAUCUUGUUAGCAUUCUGGCCUCGCUGAUACCUACUCCGCGAUGCCAUUUCCUCAUGACGGCCUACACGCCAUUCACCGGUGACCAGGUUGAGCAGGCCAAGACAGUCCGUAAGACGACGGUGCUGGACGUGAUGAGGAGACUGCUGCAGCCAAAGAACCGCAUGGUUUCGACGGUACCGGGCAAGAAGAGCUGUUACAUUUCCAUUUUGAAUGUGAUUCAGGGCGAGGUGGAUCCGACGGAUGUGCAUAAGAGUCUGCUGCGUAUCCGGGAACGAAAGCUGGCCACGUUUAUUCCGUGGGGCCCUGCCAGUAUUCAGGUGGCGCUGACGAAGAGGAGUCCGUAUAUGCCAAUGAGCCAUCGCGUGAGCGGGCUGAUGUUGGCGAAUCACACAAGCAUUGCUACGCUCUUCAAACGAAUAUUAAAACAAUAUGACGGCAUGCGGAAGCGCAAUGCCUUUAUCGAGGGCUACAAGAAGACGGCGCCCUUUUCCGAAAACUUGGACGAGUUUGACGAAGCAAGGCAAGUAGUAUCUGACUUGGUUGCAGACUACGAGGCAGCAGAGGAUGCGGAUUACCUGAAUCCCGACAGCGGAGAGAAGCCCACCUCAGCCGAUACGGAUAGGCGAAUGGCAGGAGUGUAA